AUGGCGUCCGUAAAGUCGAGCCCCAUCCGUCUCCCCAUCCUGCUGCUACUGCUGCUCCUCCUCGCAGGUAAGCGGCAUGCUACCAGCGAGCAGGGCUUUGAACCUUACAAUUCUAUAUCAAGCAUUUACCUUGAGCACGUCCCUCACCGCGCCCUGAGCAACAUGGUGUGCGGUGAUGUGCUGUGCGGUGAUGUGCUGUGUGGUGUUGUGCUGUGUGGUGUUGUGCUGUGCAGUGUUGUGCUCUGCGGUGAUGUGCUGUGCGGUGAUGUGCUGUGCUGUGAUGUGCUGUGCGGUGUUGUGCUGUACGGUGUUGUGGUGUGCGGUGUUGUGCUGUGCGGUGAUGUGCUGUGCGGUGUAAUGUGCUGUGUGGUGUCGUGCUGUGCGGUGUUGUGCUGUGCGGUGUUGUGCUGUGCUGUGCGGUGUUGUGAUGAUGCCAAGACGGUGGUAGUGGGGUGGAGGUUCAAGCGCUGGGAUGCGAGUGUGAAGACGUGGUGCCCACCCCGUCUCAGCUAUGGUGACACAGCUGUGUUCCAAUGGAAUGACUGGCGGCGCAAGCACAACGUGGUGGCUAUUGGCUCCGUGGGCUAG
Messenger RNA from Closterium sp. NIES-65, 588 nucleotides. The record is from the annotation of a GenBank genome assembly. NCBI's taxonomy places the organism in Eukaryota, Viridiplantae, Streptophyta, Zygnematophyceae, Desmidiales, Closteriaceae.